Phalaenopsis equestris is the source of this 1663-nucleotide messenger RNA. RefSeq names its product methionine gamma-lyase-like. Gene Ontology annotation, molecular function: carbon-sulfur lyase activity; pyridoxal phosphate binding. Gene Ontology annotation, cellular component: cytoplasm. NCBI's taxonomy places the organism in Eukaryota, Viridiplantae, Streptophyta, Magnoliopsida, Asparagales, Orchidaceae. Gene Ontology annotation, biological process: transsulfuration. The record is from RefSeq and is a predicted model, not a curated record.
UUUCAGAAGCAGCACAGAAGUGGCCCUUGACGAGAGAGAGAGAGAGAAGGAUAAUGGCGGAGGCAGUUCAAUCUGAGAGCAAGAACGACGCAAUCAACAACGAAUUAGUUCCCAAACUAGCCACCCUGAACAACUCAUGUCCAAACAAAAACAAAAAUGAACAACGCAGCCCACGAUCCGCGCCACACGACGCCACAAAAUGGCCAGCGGAGCCCGUCGAAUCACUAGCCAACUCCCGACACGAGUUCGGGGAACACGGUGGCGUCAACAUGUCCAUCGAAGCCUCCGCAACUUUCACCGUCAUGGAGCCCGACAUGCUGACCAAAAUAUUCGCCGGCGAGCUCGGCCCUGAUCGCGACUUCUACCUCUACAGCCGCCACUUCAACCCCACCGUUCUCAACCUCAGCCGCCAGAUAGCCGCCAUGGAGGGCACGGAAGCCGCCUAUUGCACAUCCUCCGGCAUUUCCGCCGUCUUCUCCGUGCUGCUCCAGCUCUGCCCGGCAGGGUCGCAUGUCGUGGCUUCGCGGUGCCUUUACGGCGGGACGUACGAGUUGCUUUCACGGUUUCUGCCUCGUAUGACGGGAUUGAAGACGACGUUUGUGGACGUGAAGAAUUUAGAGGGAGUGGGGAGGGAGGUGAGGGAGGGGGAGACGCGGGUGAUAUAUGUGGAGACGAUGUCGAACCCGAGUUUGGAGGUGGCGGAUAUACGGGGAUUGAGCGCGGUGGCGAGGGAGAAGGGGGUGAUGCUGGUGGUGGACAACACGUUUACGCCUAUGGUUGUGUCGCCGGCACGGCUUGGAGCUCAUGUUGUGCUGCAUAGUGUUUCUAAGUAUAUCAGUGGCGGAGCUGACAUUAUUGCAGGCGCAAUCUGCGGGCCGGCAACGCUCAUAAACUCAAUGAUGGAUCUUCAUGGCGGAACUCUUAUGAUGCUUGGCCCAACAAUGAACGCGAAGGUAGCCUUCGAACUAUCAGAGCGACUCCCCCACCUCGCCCUCCGCAUGAAAGAGCAUUGCGCGCGCGCAAUGCUGUACGCCUCACGCAUGGAGCAGCUGGGCUUGAAAGUCAUCUACCCCGGCCUAGCGAGCCACCCUCACCACAACCUCCUCCGCUCCCUCGCCAAUCCAGGCUGCAUGCUCUGUCUCGACAUGGGCACUGCAGAGCGCGCCAACCGCCUGCUUUAUCACUUACAGAACACGACUCAGUUCGGGCUUAUUGCGGUCUCACUCGGCUACUACGAGACGCUCAUGUCGUGCUCUGGAAGCAGCACGGCGAGUAAGCUUAGUGAGGAGGAGAAGCAGGUUGCGGGGAUCUCUUCUGGUCUUGUGCGGAUGUCGGUGGGGUAUAGCGGGUCGGUGGAGCAGCGGUGGGCGCAGUUUGAGAGGGCACUUGCUGCGUGCGCGAAGGAAGAUGAUUGAUGCUGCAGGGAUGCGACUCGUCGUGAUAUCGGCUUUGCUGGUGGGUUUUGUUAGUAAUAUGUUAGUGGGCUUUACUUGAUUGUUGGUCGUAUUUGACUUUGGUUUGUUUUCUGUUUCUUUCGGGCUGGUAAUAAGGGAGUUUUUAGCUAUGGAACCAUGCAUUUGGGUGGGGCUGCUUUUUUUAUUAUUAUUGUUAGUUUUUUAAAAUAAAUUUGAUUUUUAUAAGAGUAUGUUUUUAAGAUUGAAAA